Molecule: messenger RNA, 1065 nt
Organism: Scheffersomyces stipitis CBS 6054
Lineage: Eukaryota; Fungi; Ascomycota; Pichiomycetes; Serinales; Debaryomycetaceae
Product: acyl-CoA thioesterase
Exons: 1
Coding region: 1-1065 (354 amino acids)
Biological process (GO): fatty acid catabolic process; acyl-CoA metabolic process
Cellular component (GO): peroxisomal matrix
Molecular function (GO): fatty acyl-CoA hydrolase activity
Source: RefSeq, a predicted model, not a curated record
AUGGUUACCUUAGAAGAGCUUCAGAGAAACGUCUACGAUAAGGACAACAUUUCCAAACUUGAAGCCAAGUUCGAGUUGAUUGAACAAACCAGCGAUUCCCGAGUUUCAAUCUACAACGGUAGAUACCCAUUACAGCCUUUCAGGGACGACCAAAGAGGAGUAUACGGAGGUGAGUUCGUGAGUCAGGGUGUCUUAGCUGCCUGGAAGACAUUGUCAGACCCCGAACUCACUCCACAUUCGUUACAUGGCUACUUCGUCAAAGCCGGGUCGAAUAACUCUGUCGUCAGAUGGGAAGUUGAAAAUGUCAGUGACGGAAGAAACUUUGCUAACCGUUUGCUCAGGGCAUUUCAAACACAUACAGAUGUUUUAGUAUUCACCCUUCAAGUGUCUUUUACCAAGAAUAACGACGGUGUCAAGAGAAGGGAGGUGUAUGAAGAACAGCUUGCUAAAGGUGUAGAAAACAUCAGGUCCAUUCCAUUUCUGUUUCAGAAGGUUCCCAACCCUCUUUUCUACCAGUUCAAGGACAAUAUUGAUUCUUUGCCAUCCAUCGAACAUACCCAUGAAUUCAUGACUCAUGCAUUUACUCCAGAUGCUUUCCGUCUGCCAAAAGUUUUGAACCAUGAAACUAUCGGGAGCAGGCAAUUAGGGUUAUUUGCCAAGAUCAACGAGGACCCUUCUCUCGCUACAGACAAGAUCAAGAGCAAGUACACUGCUGCACUCUAUUUGAGUGAUUCCUUGUUUAUCACCUUGGUUAUGUCAGCAGUUGGUGUGGCCAUAUCUGAGGAAGAAAAGAAUUUUUUCAGAGUGAGUCUUGACCACGCUGUGUAUUUCCACGAUCUGAAUUUCGAUGCGAGGGAUUGGUUGUUCAUCGACUUCAAGUUUCCAUCCAUGGGCAACGACAGAGCGUUGGUGUUGUGUAACUUUUAUACCUUGGAUGGGCGUUUGGUUUUCAGUGUUAACCAGGAGUUCUUGUGUUUCUUCCCCAAGAAGAUCAUCGACAAGUCCAACUCAUUGCAUGAGAAAUAUCUUGCUGCCCAGAAUAGCCAGGAGUCAGCCAAGUUGUAA